CUGACGAUUUGGGUCUGCACCGGAAGUGCCUGUGCCGCAGAUGUGGUACCUACCGAGUGCUGUUUCGGUCGCUCUCCCAUCUUUCCCCGUCUGGGUAUUUGCGUCGUACCAUGGCGCCCAAGGGCAAAGUGGGCACAAGAGGGAAGAAGCAGAUAUUUGAGGAGAACAAAGAGACCUUGAAGUUCUACCUGCGAAUCAUACUGGGAGCCAAUGCCAUUUACUGUCUUGUCACCCUGGUCUUCUUCUACUCAUCUGCUUCAUUUUGGGCCUGGAUGGCCCUGGGCUUUAGUCUGGCAGUAUAUGGGGCCAGCUACCACUCUAUGAGCUCGAUGGCAAGGGCAGCCUUCUCUGAGGAUGGGGCCCUGAUGGAUGGUGGAAUGGAUCUCAACAUGGAGCAGGGCAUGGCAGAGCACCUUAAAGAUGUGAUCCUACUGACAGCUAUUGUGCAGGUGCUCAGCUGCUUCUCCCUCUACAUCUGGUCCUUCUGGCUUCUGGCGCCGGGCAGAGCCCUUUACCUCCUGUGGGUCAAUGUACUGGGCCCUUGGUUCACAGCAGAGAGUGGCAACCCAGCACCAGAGCACAACGAGAAACGGCAGCGCCGACAGGAGCGGCGGCAGAUGAAGCGGUUAUAGCCACUGACAUCGUGGCUACAGGUUUCUGGGCCCCGGGUGGCUCUGUCAAUCAGGCUACAUGGCCCCCAUGCCAGGAGCAAUGAGGGCCUAGUCCAAGGGCCAAAGGCAGUCUAAGGUAUAGGAUUGGUGAAUAAAUGGCUUACGAUGUGGCUAA
Molecule: messenger RNA, 786 nt
Organism: Physeter macrocephalus (sperm whale)
Lineage: Eukaryota; Metazoa; Chordata; Mammalia; Artiodactyla; Physeteridae
Gene: TMEM208
Product: transmembrane protein 208
Exons: 6
Coding region: 111-632 (173 amino acids)
Biological process (GO): vacuolar protein processing
Cellular component (GO): intracellular membrane-bounded organelle
Source: RefSeq, a predicted model, not a curated record